AUGCCCUCUCGAACCUGCUACUUGAAGAUCUCACGUCGGGUCCGCUUCGUAAACACGAUGUAUGACGCACCAUCGCCCAUCACCACAGUCUCCUAUCCGCAUCCAAGUUACAACUUGAUCUCCCAAAAUAUGAUGCUGCGUUCUGUUCUCCGUUCACUUCCUCGCUCCACGCCGUCGCUCCUAGCGCGCGCCCUAGCGACCUCCGCUGGAGACGUCAAGAUCCAGAAGGUGGGUAUGGUCGGUCUAGGCCUCAUGGGCCACGGCAUCGCCCAGACAGCAGCUACCGCGGGCUUUGACGUCGUGGCACUUGACGCCAAUCCCAAGGGCCUCGAGAGCGGCAUGAAACGCAUCGAAAGCUCGCUAGAUAAACUUUUAAGUCGCGGCGUGAAGAAGGGCACACUCACGCAACAGCAAGCGGACGAACAGGCUGCUGCUACGUUGGCACGUAUCACACCAACAACGGAAUUGGGCGAAUUGGCAGAUUGCGACCUUGUGAUCGAAGCUAUCGUGGAGAAUGUGGAGGUGAAGAAGGAAUUCUACGCGAAUCUAGGAAAAGUAGCCAAGCCCUCAGCCAUCCUGGCGUCAAACACGUCGUCUUUGGCCAUCUCGGACUUUGCGGGCUCCUCGGGUCGUGCAUCGCAAGUCGUGGGUCUACACUUCUUCAACCCCGUGCAACUUAUGAAGCUCGUGGAGGUUGUCCGCACUGAUGCCACGGAUCCAAAGAUCUUCGACGCCUGCAAGCAAUGGGUGCUGGACAUUGGCAAACACCCAGUGAGCUGCAAGGACACCCCGGGUUUUAUCGUCAACCGACUGCUGGUUCCCUACUUGGCUCAGGCUAUUUCUCUGUACGAACGUGGGGACGCCAGCAAGGAGGAUAUCGACGUGAGUAUGCAGUUCGGUGCCGGCCACCCCAUGGGCCCAAUCACACUGGCGGACUACGUGGGUUUGGACACGACGCUCUUCAUCCUCGAAGGAUGGGUGCGCGACCACCCGAACGAAUCUGCCUUCUUCGUGCCGGAAAUUGUCCGUAAGAAAGUGGCCGAGGGCAAAUUAGGCCGCAAGACGGGCGAGGGAUUCUACAAGUGGGACGGCGACAAGCGUCUAUAA
Phytophthora infestans T30-4 is the source of this 1107-nucleotide messenger RNA. Its product is annotated as hydroxyacyl-coenzyme A dehydrogenase, mitochondrial precursor. Gene Ontology annotation, biological process: fatty acid beta-oxidation. NCBI's taxonomy places the organism in Eukaryota, Oomycota, Peronosporomycetes, Peronosporales, Peronosporaceae. Gene Ontology annotation, molecular function: (3S)-3-hydroxyacyl-CoA dehydrogenase (NAD+) activity; NAD+ binding. The coding region runs from base 1 to 1107 and encodes 368 amino acids. The record is from RefSeq and is a predicted model, not a curated record. Gene Ontology annotation, cellular component: mitochondrion. The transcript has a single exon.